AUGACAAUAUUGAAGCCAAUUGCAUUAUUCAUUCUCAUGUUAUGCACUAUUCUAGUUGUAGCUCAAUCCAAAAAUGUCCAACCAAACAAUGCCAAUGAUCUAAAUCUAAUAGAACAAACAUGCAAAAAAACUCCAAAUUAUGCACUUUGCAUUCAAUAUUUGAAACCACAUAGCUCUGAAACAACUGUGAAUAGUUUGGCAAUAAUCAUGUUUACUACAAUGUACUACAAAGCACAUGAAACCAAAAUCAAAAUCCAUAGACUUCUUGAAGAGCUUGAUCCUCGUGAUCCAUUUCAUCGAAGGGUACCACUUACUGAAUGUAGUGAUAUAUAUGAAUCAAUUUCAGCUGAUGCUGCAAGUGGCGCUAAUGAAUUGAAAAGACCUCCUACACAUACCAAAGUUGUAGAAUAUUGUGCAAAUGAUGCUAAAUAUAAAGCCAAUUUAUGUGAGCAUAAGUUCCAUGGUGGGGGGUACUUAAGAACACCACUUACUGAUAACAACAAUAUUAUGAAAAAUUUAGCACUAUUAACAGCAGCUAUUAUUCCAUUAAUAUAG
Messenger RNA from Trifolium pratense (red clover), 555 nucleotides. Its product is annotated as cell wall / vacuolar inhibitor of fructosidase 1-like. NCBI's taxonomy places the organism in Eukaryota, Viridiplantae, Streptophyta, Magnoliopsida, Fabales, Fabaceae. The transcript has a single exon. The record is from RefSeq and is a predicted model, not a curated record. Gene Ontology annotation, molecular function: enzyme inhibitor activity. Gene Ontology annotation, biological process: negative regulation of catalytic activity. Bases 1 to 555 code for a protein of 184 amino acids.